AUGAUGCGAACAGAACAUGACUUGAAGCGCAAGACACCAAACUAUUUACAAAAACUAGAGCUCGAGCUCGAGCUUCAGAAUGAGAGAGCGCGUCGCCAGCAAGCGGAACAAGAAGCUAGAGAGCAUGCCCGUGAUUACGACGAGAUCUACAAACUUACCGCCGAGUAUGAGACGAAGAUCGAAGAGGCAGAGGUCCAGGCCAGGACGCUAGUGACCGAAGCUGGACGCUUGCGACGAAUGCUGAAUACAGAAACCAAAAGGGCAAACUUGAACGACUGGCAUAUCCAACAGGCCGAGGAGAAAAUCUCAAAUCUCGAAUUGACUGCUUUUGCGCAACGACAAAGGGCUGCUGAGCUUGUGAAACAAUUUAAACUCAGAAUUCACCAUGGAGAGGCUAAGACCAAACGUCUGGGCGACCUCGUCGAUAAGAUCUCGGCAGAUUUGAGCCGAUACAAGGAACAAGCUGCCGAAAGCAACAAAGAAUGGAGUACUCUCUACGAAAGGUUGCAGGUCUACGCGGGGUUAUUUGUGCAAGGGAGAGAAGAAAUUAUCCAGAGAACUCAGAGACUGCAAGGUAUUAUAGAACUUUCCGAGGAAGCAAUGCAAAACCGGGCUCGCUUAUUGCAAAUGCAUGAAAGGGAACUGGAUUCUCGACGGGUAGCAGUGAAUGCGCAGCUCAUGAAGACGAAUACAAUGAAUGAUAUAAGGUUAGUGGUAGACCGGGUGACCAAGAACCGGACGAGCAAGCCGUUAGCAGUGAAGGAGAGAGAAAAGCGAUUGAAUAUGGAAAGGGCCAAAGUGAAUCUUUGGCAAGAGACAAGAAAUACCCGCACCUUUUGGACUGACUAUGACAGUUCCGCUUCAGAAUCCACCACAGUCGAAUCCGUCUACGAUUUCCAAUUCCCACACCCAGCCAAGCAAAUGCCGGACAGAAUGACUCACCCUUUCGAUGUCCCAUGGGCGUCACAUCGCAUAGAUGGUGUUUUCGAUCCUCCGUGGCCGCAAUUCUCCCCACCCGUCACUAGAAUGGCGUCCCUCAACCUGUCCGACAGCGACAUGGAAAUGCUGAGCCCCCUUGCCAGCGAUACGGACAUGUUGAGUGUGUCCGAAGCGGUCCAAUUCCCGCGCUUCAUCAUCCACUCCCCAGCACAGUCGAUUCAACGGAAGCGCGUGCGGUUCACGGUUCCGGAAAUGACUGGCCUUGGUGGUAGGAAUGAGGUUGAACGGCCUUCGCUGCCCAAGCGAAGAAGAUCCGACACCGACAUCCACCCUCUUUCGAAUCCGCCAAGACGCAUUUUCAGACAUCCGCCACUCAAUCGAGUCCCGGGGAAGACGGCGAUCCGUAAAUUUCCUUCUCGCGCGGCAAUUAGGGUCGAGUUCCAGUACCACUCCUCGAUCCAGAGUGGAGGGACACGACAGGUGCCACUCUCGCCAGCGUCCGCGGCAAUCGAGCCCUCCGAGCCUCCCCCGUCACAGGAGGCCACACUACCGAUGCCCACCCGGAAAGGAUCACCAUCGCCGCCGCAACAGUUGAUCGGUCAUCAGUAUUUUGAAGAUCCUUCCCAACCAGUCAGGUCACAGACUGAGCGGGUUACGACUACCUCUCCUCGUAGUACCAGUCCUGUCUUACAGCCUCGAGGGGUGCGGAAGGUGAAGAAAAAGCAUAGGAGGAAGGAUUCUUCAUCCUUGCGCCGAGAGCGCAAGACCAAAGUGAGGAAGAAGAUGGCCCCGCCAACCUUGCCAAUGCCGAUGCCCGGGAUGUGGCCCGAAAGUCCGUUCGACGAAUACGAUGCAACUAAGCUUCGUCCGCUUGGGCACGUGUCUGAAUCGCUCGGGGGAAGACUUAGCCGUUUCAUCCAGAGACGGGGGUAUCAAUUGGUUGGCGGACUGGUUAUCUUUGGCACGUUGCUUUAUGCAUGUGUCGGCCACCAGUCGCAUCACAAGUGGAUGGUGUACAAUGACGUUCCCUCUGUUGUCCUCAGCAAGCUGCGCAAUUCACCAACGUCAGUUAUCGGUGGAUCAACAGCUCUUGACUUUAACAUCAUGAGUAUGUUCAGUCAAGACCGAGCAAAGCUCGGCUGA
Penicillium odoratum is the source of this 2082-nucleotide messenger RNA. RefSeq lists its product as uncharacterized. The transcript has a single exon. NCBI's taxonomy places the organism in Eukaryota, Fungi, Ascomycota, Eurotiomycetes, Eurotiales, Aspergillaceae. Bases 1 to 2082 code for a protein of 693 amino acids. The record is from RefSeq and is a predicted model, not a curated record.